CGCAUUCACUCGACGUCGGUAGACACUCAGUCCCGUGCGAUUUAUAGACUUUUCGUUUCCUACUUCAACUCAAAGUAUUUUUUACUACCUAAUACCUUGAUCAGUCAGCAAAAAUGGUACAGUCGUACGGAAACAGCAACGGCUAUAGCAACUCUAACGGCUAUGGUGGUGGUGGCGGGUCGGGUUAUGGGGGGGGGGGAGGAGGCGGACACGGCGGGGGAUAUGGUGGUGGCGGUGGAUACGACUCGUACGGUGGUGAUCGCAUGAGCAACCUGGGUGGCGGAUUGAGGGACAUCAACUGGUCCACCCAGAACCUCGAAAAGUUCGAGAAGAACUUCUAUGUUGAAGAUAAGCGAGUUUCUGCCCGUACCGAUCGCGAAGUCGAGGACUUCAGGCGCAAACAUGAGAUGAAGAUUCAGGGCCGUGGCGUUCCCAAGCCUAUUACUACCUUCGAGGAAGCUGGGUUCCCAGACUAUAUUCUAACUACUAUCAAAGCUCAGGGCUUCGCAGCACCGACCCCCAUCCAAUGCCAGGCUUGGCCGAUGGCCCUAUCUGGUCGCGACGUCGUCGCCAUCGCACAGACUGGCUCCGGCAAGACCAUCGCCUUUGCUCUUCCUGCGAUGCUUCACAUUAACGCUCAGCCUCUCCUCACUCCUGGUGAUGGCCCCAUCGCGCUCGUUCUUGCCCCUACUCGUGAGCUGGCUGUACAAAUCCAACAGGAGUGUACCAAAUUCGGCUCAAACUCCCGCAUUCGCAACACCGCUGUUUAUGGUGGUGCACCAAAAGGUCAGCAGAUCCGCGACCUCCAACGCGGUGUGGAGGUCGUCAUCGCUACUCCCGGUCGUCUGAUUGACAUGCUUGAGUCUGGCAAGACUAACCUUCGCCGCGUGACUUACCUCGUCAUGGAUGAAGCCGAUCGUAUGCUUGACAUGGGUUUCGAACCCCAGAUUCGCAAGAUCGUUGGUCAGAUUCGUCCCGAUCGUCAGACGCUCAUGUUCAGCGCCACUUGGCCCAAGGAAGUGCAACGACUUGCUCAGGAUUUCCUCAAGGACUUCAUCCAAGUCAACAUUGGCUCCAUGGAUCUGAGCGCUAACCCUAACAUCGAACAAAUCGUCGAAGUUUGCUCUGACUUUGAGAAGCGUGGCAAGCUUCUCAAGCACCUCGACAAGAUCAGUAACGAAAAUGCGAAGGUGCUCAUUUUCGUCGGCACCAAGAGGACCGCCGACGAUAUCACGAAGUACCUUCGCCAGGAUGGCUGGCCGGCCCUUGCCAUUCACGGCGACAAGGAACAGCGUGAGCGUGAUUGGGUUCUAAGCGAGUUCAAGGCUUCUCGUUCGCCCAUUCUCAUUGCUACUGACGUGGCUUCCCGUGGUCUCGACGUGAAAGAUGUGGGUUAUGUUAUUAACUAUGACUUCCCUAACAACAUCGAGGACUACAUUCACCGUAUCGGGCGUACUGGGCGUGCUGGCAACACUGGUGUCUCUUAUACUUACUUCACUACGGACAAUGCCAAGCAGGCUCGUGAGCUGAUUAAGAUUCUGCGUGAUGCUCAGAUGAAUGUUCCUCCUCAACUGGAGGAGAUGGGUAUGAUGGGUGGUGGCGGAGGUGGUGGACGCCGCUACGGUGGUGGUGGCCGUGGCGGGUAUGGCGGAGGGGGAGGAUACGGCGGCGGAGGAUAUGGCCAGCGUGAUUCUGGCUAUGGCAGUCGCAACAACCGUUACUGAGUGUUCGGUGCUGACGACUUUCUGCUCUUUCAGUGUAAUACUUUCCCAUGCGACCCUUUUCAUGUAGUUAUUCAGGUACUCUGUCCUAGAGUCGAUGGAGAAUAUAGACAUUCUCUCCGAAUUAUCC
Messenger RNA from Dacryopinax primogenitus, 1851 nucleotides. RefSeq names its product DEAD-domain-containing protein. The transcript is spliced from 8 exons. Gene Ontology annotation, cellular component: ribonucleoprotein complex; cytoplasm; nucleus. NCBI's taxonomy places the organism in Eukaryota, Fungi, Basidiomycota, Dacrymycetes, Dacrymycetales, Dacrymycetaceae. The coding region runs from base 264 to 1724 and encodes 486 amino acids. Gene Ontology annotation, biological process: rRNA processing. Gene Ontology annotation, molecular function: RNA helicase activity; RNA binding; ATP binding. The record is from RefSeq and is a predicted model, not a curated record.